Pyrus x bretschneideri (Chinese white pear) is the source of this 1612-nucleotide messenger RNA. Its product is annotated as persulfide dioxygenase ETHE1 homolog, mitochondrial. The record is from RefSeq and is a predicted model, not a curated record. Bases 250 to 1161 code for a protein of 303 amino acids. Lineage: Eukaryota; Viridiplantae; Streptophyta; Magnoliopsida; Rosales; Rosaceae. The transcript is spliced from 9 exons. Gene Ontology annotation, molecular function: sulfur dioxygenase activity. Gene Ontology annotation, biological process: glutathione metabolic process; hydrogen sulfide metabolic process.
AAAUUUAGAAACCUCGAAUGUCGUGUCCACUAGCCGAGUAGGACACAGCACAGCUCGGUCAUCACUCGCAAGCUGUCUCUUUCAUCUCCCUUAGGCCUCAUCUGAUUUGGCGGGCACAAACAAUCGUAAUGCUUGCUGAUCUCACCGCCCCGCCCCGCCCCCCGCCCCCACACACAAUAAGCAAAUUGCUCAAUCGAUUUCAUCGCUGCGUCCACCAGCUAACAACACAAAUAAAGCAAAACAAGGCAAAUGCUUCGAAUCGGCGUCCUCAGAUUUGUCGCUCUCCCUCGUUCUUCUUCCUUUUUCUUCAGUAGCUCUUCUCCCAAAUUCCUCAAUCCUCCUACGAUUCGCGCCAAGUUCGCUUCCCAUUCCCGAACGAUGGCUUAUACGACGUCGUCGGGUUCUUCCUCCAAGCUCCUCUUCCGGCAGCUCUUCGAGAAGGAGUCCUCCACCUACACUUACUUGCUCGCCGACGUCUCUCACCCCGACAAACCCGCUCUGUUGAUUGACCCGGUGGACAAGACGGUGGAUAGGGAUAUCUUACUUGUCAAAGAGUUGGGGUUGAAGUUGAUCUACGUCAUGAACACUCAUGUUCAUGCUGAUCACGUGACCGGUACCGGUCUUAUCAAGACUAAGCUUCCUGGUGUGAAAUCUGUCAUUUCGAAGGCGAGCAAAUCAAAAGCAGACCUUCUGAUAGAAUCCGGCGAUAAAUUAUAUUUUGGCGAUCUGUUUUUGGAGGUUAGAGCUACUCCUGGGCAUACAUUAGGUUGUGUUACCUAUGUUACAGGAGAUGGGCCUGAUCAACCCCAACCAAGGAUGGCUUUUACUGGAGAUGCAGUACUCAUUCGUGGAUGUGGGAGAACUGAUUUUCAGGGUGGCAGUUCACAACAACUCUACAAGUCAGUUCAUUCACAGAUUUUCACAUUGCCAAAGGAUACACGUAUCUAUCCUGCUCAUGAUUACAAGGGAUUCACUGUUAGUACUGUGGGGGAGGAGAUGCUCUAUAAUCCCCGGCUCACAAAAGAUGAGGAGGAGUUUCAAAGUAUCAUGGAAAAUCUAAAACUGGCAUAUCCAAAAAUGAUUGACAUAGCUGUACCUGCAAAUAUGGUUUGUGGAUUGCAAGACUUGUCUGAAAGACCUGCCGAGCCCGUGGCCAACUAGAUACAGUUGCUGCUAUGAUUUGUACUUCGGACAAGAACUUCUAAAAGGAGCUGGCGCGUUACCACAUAACUCGGUGAAAUUCUACAACUACCAGACUUAUAUUGCCGAAAAGGCAGCUCUAUAUCCUAUGAGGUAAUGUCAGGGAGACUAAAUUUGGAGACUAAAUCUUCUAAUUAAAUACUGUGUCACCAAUAAGAAUAAGCACGUUUAUCAACGUUUAAGUAAUAAACCAAUCAUCAACUUCCAUGUCUCUUAGUUUUCAAAACUUUCUUUACAAAUUUAGUCUCCCUAGCAUUACCCUAUCCUAUGAUACCUCUCGUGUUCGUUUCAAGAGAUAAUUGUAUGAGUUAUUUUGUUGUGCAGAAAAAUAAUAAGAAAACGGAACGAAAAAGGAAAAAAAUGUGUGGAUGAAUGAAAGAGCCAGCUACCUGCUGCUGUUGCAUUGGAUUUA